GGUAGCCCGGUCUGUAGUUUCUCAUGGAAGAGCAGCGUAACCGAACCGCGAAUCACAAGUUAGUUAUUUUGACUGAGCAUGUCACAUCGAUUUAAGUGGAGCCAGCGAACAUACAAAGGGCAGUAAAGGCGGACAGACGACCUUAGACUCUAAAACAAGGAUAUCUGACAAACUUUUUACGUGAAAAAGCGCGAUGAGUUUGAACGAGCAUUCACUUCAAGCGCUGUCAUGGAGAAAACUUUACUUGAGUCGAGCUAAACUCAAAGCGACAAGCCGGACCUCGGCUCUGCUCUCCGGAUUCGCUAUGGUGGCGAUGGUGGAGGCCCAGUUAGAGGAAGAUCAUGAAUAUCCCCCUGGCUUACUGGUGGCCUUCAGCGCCUGCACGACUGUUCUGGUCGCCGUCCAUCUCUUUGCUCUGAUGAUCAGCACGUGCAUCCUGCCCAACCUGGAGGCCGUGAGCAACGUCCACAACCUCAACUCCAUCAAAGAGUCGCCGCACGAACAGAUGCACCUUUACAUCGAGCUUGCCUGGGCUUUCUCUACCGUCAUUGGCACCCUCCUUUUUCUCGCCGAGGUGGUCCUUAUCUGCUGGGUGAAGUUUCUUCCAUUGCAAAACAAAAAGAAAAAUAAUCAGAAUGAAACCAAUUCAGAUAUAAGCCCAGGGGAAGCUGCAGCGAUCACCUCUACGGUUAUCAUGGUACCCUUCGCUCUGGUGUUUAUUGUUUUCGCAGUGCAUUUCUACCGUUCUCUAGUGAGCCACAAAACAGACCGGCAGUUCCAGGUGCUGAAGGCUUUGUCCAACAUCACACGCCUGCAGAAUGAGCUGGAUCACAGGGCCGAGGCCUCUAACAUGCAGGCCUCUUCAGUACAUUUUGCCUAGGAUGAUUUACAAUUAUAAGGGAACUUUAUCAUCAGUGAAUGAACAUUAGGAAGUGCGCAUCAAGGAUUUUAUAAUGUAGUAUCAAAAUAUUUUGGUUACAAAAUGAUACAUGCUGCCUUUUUAUGUGUUUCAGUACAAUAAGUAUUGUGAUACAUAAUAUCUUCCAGUUUUUUUUGAAUGCGCAAAGACCUUAAUAUGAUGCUUUUAUUUUCAUAUGUGUAACCUUUAAUGAGAGAAGAGAACAAUUUAGAAUCUAAAAGACGAAAGCAAUGCAUUUGGUUAUUAAUUGAUAUUACAUUUAGUUAUAAAUAUUUAUUUAAAGGCUUGUUGGAAUGCAUGAUUCUGAUUGGCCAGUUGCGACAUAUGCAGGUUUGUUAUUCCCAGAUAACAACCACUCAAAACUAAUAACACACGGUAAUGCAGAUGCUGCAAAUCAUCUUGACCGGUACAGUUUAAUAUCACACAAAAUUAAAUAUAAAUAUGUCUUUUAAUAACAUAAAUGACAUUAUAUUUACAAAUCAUUAAACCAUAUAGCAUGUUCAUGACAUUUGAACGCCUUUUCUUAUCUUAAAACCCAAAGUAAACAGGUUUUCCUCGCAGAAGGUCUGCAUUCGUUUAAAAUUAGCAAAUAAAAUAAUUAAAAUCAAUAUUACCUUACUUAUUAUGGAAAUAGCAGCAUAAUAAGCGGGAUAAUGUACAGGCAGUCGGUUGUUAUUACGAAAUAAGUCCCUUCAGUGUGAUGCAAGAUCCUCCGCUUUGCUUAUUUCUGCGAUUACAAACAUUAUAACUUACUUAAUGGACGUUUUUUUUUUUUUAAAUAGCCAAUGAUCUGGGCAGAUUAUAUCAUGCACUGUAAAAAUUUAAUUGCGUUGGAUCAAAAGGUGUCAAGCACAGUUGUUGGGUUACCUAUACAUUUUUCUAAUUGACCCAACAAUGGGUUUUGAGGUGAAAACAACCCACCAAUGGUUAAGUUACAACCUAGUGGGUUGGGUUUGUGCCUUUUUGACCCAGUGCUGGGUUUAAAAUAGAUUGUGACAGAUAAACACAUCAAAGCUCAUCCUGUGUUAUUAUUUUGAAUUAGGUCACAACUGAAUUGCACUUUUUAUGCUCUGCACUUUUAGGAUUUCAUGACACAAUUUUAAACUAGAAGUAAAAAGAAAAUUAAAGUAUUGGUAGAUGUCCUUCUAAGUAAUAUACAGUAUCUGCACAAAUAUUUUGUAUUUGUGCAUCCCUAAUUAAAACCUAAAAUAAUGCUAUUUAGAUAAGUAAAUUAAUGCUAAGGCAGAAACAUCUUGCAAAAUAUUCUACUUAUUUUAUUGCAUGUUUUUGAGUGUGCAAAUACAAAUUGAUAUUUUACAGAUGCAUUUCCUUUAGAAAGGUCUAUGCAGAAUUUUGGUAAAAAUAAAGUUGUUUACACAGAUUGUCUUGUGUGGCGUAGCAUAUUUUAUUGGUUUUUGCACACUUACAGUAAAGGUAUAAUAUAAUUGAGGAGAGAAGACAUUUUCUGCCUAUUUGUGGUACAGUGGUCCUUAAAAGCAUUUCAAUUUACACUUAAACUAUUUGAAUUAUACAACAAAAUUACAAACAAAACAUCUUUCAUUUUUCAAGAAGUAAGCAAAUAAUUUCAAAAAUAUUGGUUUGUUAGGUUAUACAUUAUAAAAGUAUAUCUAUUUGGACAUCUCGACUAGUUCUCAAAUUCAGGAACAUCCUUCGGUGAAGCAUGGCUGUUUCCAAGUGUAUAGAUUUAAUCUGUAUUAAGACUUUUUUAGGACCGCUGCCUUUGCAUGUUUGAAUGCAUAAAUCUGUACACCUCUUGUGUGUGUAUAUAUAUAUAAAUAGGCUAUAUAUAUCUUAUAUAUUUUGCUAUACAGCUGUUGCUUAAUAGGAUUUGUAUUGUAUGAAUAAUUAUGCAUAAUUGUGUCCUUUUAACCUGUAAUCUGCCACUAAAGGAUACUGUAUGGUUGAGGCUCCAGCAACAUAAACUGGAAAUAUUUAACUGGUACUGCAAACAUUUUGACAUGUGAUUUAAGUUUUGUGUGUUAUUUCCUGGGAGUUUGCAUUUGUACAGGUCUUUGCUAAUGAAAAUGGAAAAUCACACAUUUUUGGUGUAUUGUAACUUCAGUGAAUCCUUCUAUGGAACAUAUAAGCUGCUAAUUUUUGCCAUUUUAAUGUCACAUUUAAUGGUGGGUAAAUUAGUCUGCACCAGGUCUGGAAAACAAAACUUCAUUAUUAGUUGGCUGCAGCAUAUGGUGCAGUGGCAUAUUUCUAGCAGUCUCCUACAACUGUGGUCAAGUACUUUAAAUUAUGAUGAAAUAAAAAUAUACAAAAUG
This is a messenger RNA of Paramisgurnus dabryanus, 3210 nucleotides long. The record is from RefSeq and is a predicted model, not a curated record. Lineage: Eukaryota; Metazoa; Chordata; Actinopteri; Cypriniformes; Cobitidae.